Molecule: messenger RNA, 5737 nt
Organism: Schistosoma haematobium
Lineage: Eukaryota; Metazoa; Platyhelminthes; Trematoda; Strigeidida; Schistosomatidae
Product: Calmodulin-regulated spectrin-associated protein 2
Exons: 18
Coding region: 110-5224 (1704 amino acids)
Biological process (GO): cytoplasmic microtubule organization; negative regulation of microtubule depolymerization
Cellular component (GO): microtubule minus-end
Molecular function (GO): microtubule minus-end binding; calmodulin binding
Source: RefSeq, a predicted model, not a curated record
AAGAGAAGUGUAAACAAUUACACUAAGCGCCUAGUAUGAUGCGAGUGCUACGCAAGCAAUAAGUGUCUUCUCAGUAUGCAUUUAAGAAGUAAAGUGGGAUGGGAUUUAAAUGACUUCUGAUGUACGAAAUUUCUCUUGCUCAAACAACCCACAGAACCCCAUUGCAAAUCAUCGAACCAGCAUACCUCCGGAGUUGAAAACGAUUUCAAGAUUAAAUACAAGUGGCAACUCAUUUGUAUCCAGUACAGAAGAUCAACUACGUACUCAUCAGCAAACCUUAGAACACUGGCUUUUGAAUGCUGUGAUCCAUACAUUUGCUAAAUUCUCAUCAAGUCAUAAGUCAUUGGAAUUAUUGACUAAAUUUAUUGGCCUUCCUACAUCACUUGCUUGCGCACUGAGUUAUUAUAUUCCAGAAAGUUUAAAAGCUUUAUCAACUGACGGUAAAUUAAAUCAAGUUUACUUAGAUCAUUAUUUAUCAUUGCUCAAUUUAUUGGAAACAAAUACACUUAAUAUUGAUACAAUCAAUUCUAAUUUUCAACAUGAUCUAUUCAAAGAUGAUAUUGAAAAUGUUCAAUAUAUUCAUAAUUUAAUUCAACAAUUAUUUAAAACAAAUAAAUUAUUGGAUGAAUUCAAUGCAUUAUUUACAUCUAUUACACAAUUAUUAAAUCUUUAUCUUAAAAAAUCUUCAAAUGAAAGAAUUGGAUUUGAAAAAUAUGAUGAUUUAUGUCUUGUGAUUAAUAUUUAUCAAUUGAUUUAUAACAUAUCUACUAAUACUAUUGUUACUAAUAGUAGUCAUUGUUAUCAUUCUAAUUCAACUAUCAUCUCAUCUAGUACUGGUGUCAACGUUGCUAUUACUACUAGUGGAUUAACAUUAACAACAAAUCCUAUUCAAAGUGAUAUUGUACAAUCAAAUUAUAAUUCAAAAAUACAAAACGGAGUUUUACGCAAUUUAGUUCGUGCAUCUGGCACUGUUGCUAAACCUGCAAUACCAGCCCAUCCAAGCAAUCAACCUAUUCCUGUUGUAAAUCAAUCUACUGUAGAUCAAUUAGUUAGCUCGCCUAUUAGUUUAGUGAGUCAUACAGAAACUAUGAUUGAUGAUAAUAGUAUUACCACUGCUGCUGCUGCUACCACUAUUAGUAAUAUGAAAUCUGAUGUAGAUACACAUUCCAUUGAUUUUGAUAAAUUAAAAUCUAAUAAUAAUGUUGACAAUUCUUUGAUUUCUAGUAAUAAUACUACUAAAAAUGUCUACAAUGUAACCAAUGAUGGAACUAAUGAUUUAUUAACUGAUAUUGCUCGUGUUGCAUUCGAUCGUAGUCAUUCCACACCAUGUAAAACUGUUAUUAACAAUGAGGAUAAAUUAUUACAACAACAACAACAACAGCAAAUAAACACUUCAACGAAUGGUCAUUAUUAUCUAAAUAAGAAAUAUUCUAAAUUAGACGUUGAUAGUAACCCUGUUAAUCAAUCUACUGCAACAAAAGAAAUAACUACAAUAUCUGACACCACUACUAAUGCUAUUGUUGACGAUGAUAUCCAAUCAUUUAAGCGUAGCUCCCUAUAUGUCACAUUUAAUAAGCGCCCAUCUCCUUGUCUUUCAAGUAAACUGCCAUCGAUUGGCAGUCUGUCACAACCAAAUAAUCCAUUAAAGCGUCUUGGGACAAAGUCACCUCGAGUGAAUUCUGUCACUAAUGUUAAUCUUUCACAAGUUACUCUGCCUUCAUUACGAUCAGAGUUUGAAAAGCGUAAACGUUCAAUGUCCACUGUGACGGCUGCAGAUGUAGAUCAAAUUUCAAAAAUCCAUGAUGAUUUACCUCUAGGAACGAAAACUUGGAAAGAUUCUGGGGCAGCACGUUCUCAUACACAUAAAAUUAAUGAUGCUGUUAACACUGAAGACAAUAUCAUUUCAUCUAGUAGUACUAAAUCUGAUCAAGAGGCUACAAUGGUUGGACGUGCAGCAGCUUUAAGACUAUCAUUAGACCAACGAAGACGAGCUAUUGAAGUAUCCAGACAACGUGAACGUCUAGCUAGCACCAAAGCUGCUGCUGAAAGAAAUAAUGCAGCAUUUGUUAAACUUCUUCAAAAACAGUUCCAUCAGCGUCAAAGUAUUUCAAGUGGACAGUCUCAAUUAUCGAAUGGUGGUACAGUAUCGGAGAAUGAAAAUUCAUCUAGUUCUUUGCCCAUCAAAUUAAAAGAAUCAGAAAAAUACAAUUUUAGUUGCAUUGAUUCAGAAGGUGCUCAUUUCACAACGGAUAAAGAUGAAAUGACAGUAUCUGGUUCUAAUGUUGAACAUGCUACGGACUUAGAUGAAGAUUUCUCAAUGAAUUCUUCAUCCACAAUGCCAAAUAUUAGUGAGCCUUCACAAGAUUCUACUGUAUUUAUGAAAACCAGUGAUACGAUUGGAUUGGUUGACAAUACCACUAACAUAUUCGCAAAUGAUUCAAAAACAUCAAUCCCUCCUUGUUCUAAAUCUCCACAGAUAUAUCACGAUAGAACUCAGUCGAAUAAUCAUUCUGAUCUGACUGUCGAGCCUACUACUGUUCAUAUAAACAAUCAUUGUGAUCCACCUUAUCAGGAAUUCGACCAAAAUGCAUCUGUAACAAAUCGGCGAUCGGAUAGUGGAGAAUCAAACUAUGCUACAUCUAGUGUUUCUUAUCCUCAUAUGAUCACUUUAGAUCCAUCCAAACCUUAUCAAACAUUACCUCAUCAGCAUAAACGUGAUUCUAAAAGACCAAAGUCUAGAUUUAGUGAAAGAGAGUCUACUCCUCAACCUGAGUUAUUUACAGAAGUUAAUUAUCACUAUGCUCCUCCUCAAUAUUCUCAAACUCAUAAAGGGUCGAGACAGCGAGGUUAUGCAGAUAAAACGUAUCCAGGAUUUCUGGCAUCAUCAACUAGUGAUUAUAAUGAACAUGGUUUUGUUUUAGCUGAUUCAUUUCAUGGUGUUCAGUCUCCUUCUUUUAGACAUCGCCAUACCAACCAUAAAAAUUAUCCUUAUGAUAUUCCUUCACAAAGUCCUGUUGAUGAGCGACCACUUCCCCACAAACAUAUAUCUCAACGGUAUCAUCGCUCUCAUAAUGUGCCGAAUCCAAUGAUGCUCAGCAGCAGUUAUCGUGAAUGUAGCUCAAAUGAAGCAAGUUCAGAAACGGAUGAUGAUGACGAAGAUGAUUACUCCACCCGAACAUAUGAUGAUCAUUCUUAUCCAUAUAUCAAUCGAAUGUCUUAUUCUGGUCGAUUCUCUCAUCGAUCAUUAUCUAGAUUGCCGAAAUCCCAUUCAAAAAACAGAUAUAGAUCGAAUGGUCGUAAAUCAUCAGAAUAUGGAUAUGAAUUAGGUGAAUCAGAGAGUAGAACUCAUUCUCCAGCUCCUUCUUACGCUUCAUCUCGCGGAGUGGUCAGUUCACGUGGACAUAAAGUUGAUAUAAAUUCAAUAGGUGGUGGAAAUAAUCGCCCAUCUGUUACAUCUGUUGUCGAUCCCGUCACAUUAGAUCAAAUUAAUCGGAAUAUGUCUGAUUUACGUUCGGAUUUUGAACGUCUUUCUAUGCAACAACAAGUGCUGUUAGCUUCAUCAUCUGCGACAACAGCAGCUGCUUUAAUGGCAAGUAGUUUUCAACAGCAACACCAACAAUAUCAACCACAACAAUCAUCAUCAACACCACUGACAAUAAGUCAAUUAUCUCAUACACAAGCAUUAUCCACAUCCAUAUCUAAUAUAUCUACAACACGUGCUACAUGGAGUGAUAGACCUAUUGUUCGUGAUUUAAUUGUACAACAUAAUGUUCAUUCAUCAACAGAUAAUAAUCAUUCAGUAACAGUAGAUGAUUUUGUUGAACAUAAUCAAAUUAAUACAGAUGAACCAGUUGUUAUCAAAGCUGAUAGUCAUAAUAUGGUUGCUUUCAAUGAACCUUCCUACAGUGGUAAACCUCAAGAGUGUUCAAUGUCUGCUAAUAAUGUCACCGACUUAUCGAACUCAUCAACUGCACCAUUAAAUCCUUCACCUGUAGAAAAUAGUCAGAAACAUAUGAAGUCUCCUGUAGUCAAAGCCCCAAAUGUCAGUCCAGAAGGAAAACUUUUCUUUAUUGGCUUCGAAGAACCAGAUCCAGAGCGAAUGCAGCGUACCAAGGAUAGAUUAGAAGCUCGUCGAGCUACAGAGAGAGCUAUGGUUGCUGAACAACUGGAAGCAUUACGUACUACUGGCCGUAAAGAGAAAGAAGCAGCUGACCGUGCACAAUUUGAACGGAAACUAAAUGAGAAAGAAAGACGUGAAGCUGUACUACAAGCACAUUUAUCCAAGAAAGAAGCUGCUUUAUCACCAAGUUGUCGCACUACUAAUAAUAGUAAUAAUCCAUACCCUGUAAGGUCUGGUUCAUCAACACUUUCUAAAUCUGAAGCUAAUUUAUCUUCAACUGUUCCUAAACAUAGUUCAACUAAACGAUUAUCCGCUACUCCUAAACGUGACAGAAAUGGAUUAGUCGCUGCUUCAUUGGACAACUUUCCAUCAUCAAAACCUAAUUCUCGUUUGAAUUCUGCUAAAUCUAAACCACAUCCAUCGGCCAUUACACGUGGUAGUGGUGAUGGUGAAGCUGUGGAACCAAAUACUGAACCUGACUGUGAUAGCUCUUCUUUCCGUGAGACAAAAGCUCGUGUAACUCAUAAUCGUCCUGUCAAUGGUAGGUCUGUUGUUAAUAAUCUGGCUGGUCGUAAUCCACUUCCUUCUGGAAUUAGUUUGUCAUCAUUACAUCGACUUGGCGCUUUAGAAUCUCCAUCUAGUGGUCCUGGUGUACCCGUUCAAUGUUUAAAUCAGCCACGUUUAUUUGUGAAACCCAAAGCGAAAUCCAAUCGAACUGUAGUAGUUAAUGCAAUUAGUCACUGUUGUUUAGCUGGAACUGUCAAUGAACCAACCAAACAGCUUGCUCUUAAAGAGUUGGCUGCCACUGAAGGUACACAUUUUAUGAUAUUGUUUCGUGAUUCUCGAUGUCAGUAUCGAGCUGUGUAUUCCUUCGAUUUAGAAUCAGAAGAAUUAAAAAUUAUUUGUGGCAAUGGGCCAAGACGAAUUACACACGAAAUGGUCAAUCGAUUUUUUAAAUAUAAUAGUGGUUCAAAACAAUUCACUGAAAUCACUUCUACGAAACAUUUAAGUCCUGUUGUAGACGCUAUAACAAUUCAUGAUGCUCUAUGGAGUAAAUCAUCCGGUGGCGGUACACAUACAAUUUUAUCAAGUCAUUGUACCUGAAUGAAUGCUCAUAGUCUGAUAUUAAUUUUUUCUUAUAAACAAUAAGAGAUAAAGAGCGAUAACGUGUAUGUUUAUGUGUGUGUAUGUGUGAUAACUUUAUAUUUCUCAUUAUUCAAUUAUUUCCCAUAAAAUUAAUUUUGGUUCUGGCACUUACUGUAAUUCAUACUGAAAUGUUUACUUGUUUAUGCGUGUGUGUGUGUGUGUGUAUGUGUGUUCAUUACUUUGUCUAUAAUGUAUUCUGACGAUAGAAAAAUUAAAAAGAAACUAAAACAUGGACUAGGAAUACUUGUCAAAUUUUAUGUUCAAUUUUUAUCAGAUAAAUAUUUUUUCCUUCUAUUAUUUCCUAUUGAUUAUUAAAUAUAAUUUCUCACUGUUAUUCCCAUGGAAUAUAUAUAUAUAUAUGCUUAUAUUUAAGAGAAGUCCUGUAUCAUUAUUCAUUCAUUCAUUCAAAUAAAUUAUUCACUGUUUAUUAGACUGAUAUUACUUAUUGAUCAAUGAAUAAUUUAACUAGAC